Coffea eugenioides is the source of this 1227-nucleotide messenger RNA. RefSeq lists its product as uncharacterized. The transcript has a single exon. Bases 1 to 1227 code for a protein of 408 amino acids. The record is from RefSeq and is a predicted model, not a curated record. NCBI's taxonomy places the organism in Eukaryota, Viridiplantae, Streptophyta, Magnoliopsida, Gentianales, Rubiaceae.
AUGAAUAGCUCAAAGUUGCGGGAAAAAAAUGAUACGAUAGCUCCUAAAGUCUAUCCUAGAGGAUUUUCCCUUGGUUAUGAUCCUCAAUCUUUUUGUACUUAUCACUCUGGAGCUCCUGGACAUUCUGCUGCCAAUUGUUGGGAACUUAAGCAUAAAAUUCAAGACAUGAUUGAGGCCGAAAACAUAGUUUUAAGAAGAAGAGAUGAACAAGGACCGAAUGUUAGCAAGAAUCCUCUUCCUGCGCAUAAGGAUACUGCUACACACAAGGAUACUGUCAGAGUUAUUACCAUUGAAGAGAAGAUCGAGAAACCUACUCAAUACAUUGUAGAUGAAAUUGGGAUAAUAGGGGUCAUUAGAGAACCGUUCAUACUGGAAGAAGAAACCUUCGAGGUCAAGAAAAAUGCUAAUUUUUUUAUUUUAGAUGUGAUAGCUUUUGAAUGUGAGCGUUCAGAACUUGUGGUACUUGAAUUGCCUAAACAAGCGUCUGUUCUUAACCUACAAGAAGUCCCAUGGAAUUAUAGUAAAUCUAUUUUAUUGAUUGGAGGAGAAAUGCCAAAGAAGGAGGUAGCCGCCGUCACUAGAUCUAGAAGAAUCAUAAAUGGAUCUACAAUUAAUGAGCCAUCAAAAGCAAAGGAAAAUUCCGCGCCAACAAGGUUAGUUGUGAUUGAAGAAAAGGCAUUCAAUUUUCUUAAGAUAUUGAAGAAAAGCGAAUAUAAAGUGAUCGAACAAUUGGAUAAAAUGCCUACUCAAAUUUCUAUGUUGAAUCUGGUCUUAACUUCGAAACUUCAUAGAGAAACUCUACUCAAGGUGUUAACUGAGGCUCAAGUGCCUAAAAAUAUUCCGAUUGACAAAUUCACCCAUGUAGUCGAUCAUGUCUUGGCUUCAAAUCAGAUUUCUUUUUCUGACAAGGAUUUAACUUCUAAGGGGAUUGGACAUAACAAAGCAUCGUAUAUCUCAAUCCGUUGUAAUGGAAAGUUAUUGUUCAAAGUUUUGAUAGACAACGGAUCUACUUUGAAUAUCUAUACAUGGAAUAUUUUGAUUAAAUUGGGAUUUCAAGAAGCUAAACUUCGGCCGUCUACAACUGUGGUGAGAGAAUUUGAUGGCGCAAAAAGAGAAUCAAUGGGAGAAGUGGACUUAGUACAGGAAAUAGGACCUGCCCAAUUCCAAGUCAUGUGCCAAGUCAUGAAUUUCUCAAGUGUUUAUAAUAUUCUGUUUGGACGACCUUGA